This is a messenger RNA of Macadamia integrifolia, 1342 nucleotides long. Its product is annotated as chromatin remodeling protein EBS. NCBI's taxonomy places the organism in Eukaryota, Viridiplantae, Streptophyta, Magnoliopsida, Proteales, Proteaceae. Gene Ontology annotation, molecular function: chromatin binding. The transcript has 5 exons. The coding region runs from base 310 to 957 and encodes 215 amino acids. The record is from RefSeq and is a predicted model, not a curated record.
ACGAACAUAGGCCCUCGUCGGAAAUGAACCAUCGCUUCUCUCACUACUCUGUCUCCGUCUGUCGUCUAUCUCUCUCUGAGCAGUGAGGAGCUCUCUAGGGUUUCUAUCUCUUCAUUUCUUCUUUUCUUCCAAAAAUCUUGGGGCUUGAAUCCAACUAUUUCUGUCUCUUUCAACGAGAAAAGCUCAAAAAAUCAGAUAAGAAUCUCAGACAAUGCAUCAGGUUUUUUGAUUUCGUUUCUUUAUAUAUAUCUCUAUCGUAUAGUCUCCUUCGGAAACCUGGUUUUAGUCGGAGCAGAAAUCUCAGAUUUCAUGGCGAAAACGAAGCCUGGGAAAAAAGAUUUGGAUUCCUACACCAUCAAAGGCACUAACAAGGUCGUCAGAGCUGGAGAUUGUGUCCUGAUGCGUCCUUCAGAUUCCGAUAAGCCACCUUAUGUAGCACGCGUGGAGAAGAUCGAGCUUGACCAUCGGAGUAAUAUCAAGGUUCGGGUUAGGUGGUAUUAUCGGCCGGAGGAGUCGAUCGGAGGGAGGAGGCAGUUCCAUGGAGCGAAGGAGUUGUUUUUGUCGGACCAUUAUGAUGUGCAGAGUGCACACACUAUCGAGGGAAAGUGUACUGUCCAUUCCUUCAAGAACUAUACUAAACUUGAGAAUGUCGGAGCUGAGGAUUACUUCUGCCGAUUCGAGUAUAAGGCUGCCACCGGGGGAUUUACGCCCGACCGUGUUGCAGUGUAUUGUAAAUGUGAGAUGCCUUAUAACCCAGAUGACCUCAUGGUCCAGUGCGAAGCAUGCAAGGAUUGGUUCCAUCCUUCUUGUAUGGGUAUGACUAUAGAACAAGCAAAGAAACUAGAACACUUUCUGUGCUCUGAUUGUUCAUCUGAUGAUGAGGCCAAAAGAUCCCUGAACAAUUUUCCUGUUUCACCACCUGUUGAGCCUAAGAUUUCAUGUGUGACUCGUUGGUGAUCAUCUCAGGCCUUUUUACUUCUGUUAUUGUGUUCUUUACUUUUUGGCAUGGUACCAUCUCUGUUCCAGGUGGAGCCAAAGCGCCGGAAGAGGUGAUUGGUUGAUGAGGAGGUUGGGAUGCAUGAUGAGUAGGUACUCAUUUUCUUCCAUGUUUGUUCUCCGUUGGUGGUGUUAUGUGGAAUUGUACAGUGCAGAGAACAUACUGUGCUUGCACAAACUGGAAGUUUUCUUAAUUUUUUUGCUUUAACUUAAAAUAUAUAUGCAUGUAUGUGCAUGCAUGCUCUGGAUUUUUAGGACAUCGCUCCUGUGAUGUGUUAUCUCGUGUACAAACUGUGCAAAAAAUGUUGUUUAUUCGCAUUUAAGGACAGGUUUUCUUUGAAGAACA